GAGCUUCCUGUCUCUGUAAUGAUGAGGUAUAUGUAGCUUUUGGGAAAUGUGAGCGUGUCCCUUUAGACACACAUUUGUCCAGUUUCACUUGAUGUUGUUUUAGAAAACACAUUAAACGGAAGAUGGCUUACUUAACAAACAACCCUGCUGAUGAAACCAGGUUUCUGUGUAUAUAUCCAGCCUACAUUAACAGUAAAAAGAGCUUAGCAGAGGGUCGAAGAAUACCACAAGCAAAGGGUGUGGAUAAUCCUUCGUGUGCUGAAAUCAAGGAUGUACUCACUGCAGCUGGAUUGAACGUCAGACUUGAGAACAAGCUGUAUCCAAGGGAAUGGAAUAGAGAUGUACAGUUCAGAGGAAGAGUGCGAGUUCAAAUCAAACGAGACGAUGGAAGUUUGUGUCAAGACAAAUUUACCUCUAAAAAAGAUGUCAUGCUCUAUGUGGCCGAAAUGAUUCCAAAGCUAAAGACAAGAACACAGAAGAGUGGAGGAAGUGACACAGGAGCGCAACAAGGAGAAGGAGGGAAGAAAGGGAAGAAGAAGAAGAAGUAACUAUAUGCCCCCGAAGUUAGUUUACUCAUACAAACAUUAUAUUGAUCUUUACGGUUGCUUAUGAUUCUUUUGCAUGUCUUGACAAUAAAGAAACCUACACCAGGCCUUAACAGAUCUGCCACUUUUCAACGUUCAAGUUUUACGUAUAUGAUCAAUGUUCAUCGUUAAAUCGAAUGUAAAAUGCAAGCGGCAACACAUUUUUAUUUUAAACCUCCUCAUUUCUGAUGUUUGUAUUGUUUGUUAUAUUAAACAUCUCAAAUGAAUGCAAAUUGUUAAACAUUUUGUUGAUGUAAUAAUUGGAGUCAGUUGCACUUUGGUUGUUUUUCAGAAGUUGUAGAGUAUUUUUUCAUACAACAGCAAAUAAACAUGAAAUACAUCAGCAA
Molecule: messenger RNA, 931 nt
Organism: Tachysurus fulvidraco (yellow catfish)
Lineage: Eukaryota; Metazoa; Chordata; Actinopteri; Siluriformes; Bagridae
Gene: srp19
Product: signal recognition particle 19
Exons: 5
Coding region: 123-548 (141 amino acids)
Biological process (GO): SRP-dependent cotranslational protein targeting to membrane, signal sequence recognition; SRP-dependent cotranslational protein targeting to membrane
Cellular component (GO): signal recognition particle, endoplasmic reticulum targeting
Molecular function (GO): 7S RNA binding
Source: RefSeq, a predicted model, not a curated record